AUGGCGGCGCCCUUGGCCGGGCGGGCGCGGGCCGUGCUGCGGGACCGGGCCCUGCGAUCCGCCCGCCUGCGCGGCGAAUUCCCGACUGUUCAAUUAACCCCCAGACGAUGGCUCAACCUGCAGGAGUACCAAAGCAAAAAAAUAAUGGCAGACCAUGGGGUUACAGUUCAGAGAUUCUUUGUGGCUGAUUCUGCAAAUGAUGCCCUGGAGGCUGCUCAGAGACUGAAGGCAAAGGAAAUUGUUCUGAAGGCACAGAUUUUGGCUGGAGGGAGAGGGAAAGGUAUUUUCAAUAGUGGAUUGAAAGGAGGAGUUCAUCUAACUAAAGACCCUAAGACUGUUGAACAGCUUGCUAAACAGAUGAUUGGGUACAAUCUGUCAACCAAGCAAACUCCAAAGGAUGGUGUGACAGUUAAAAAGGUGAUGGUUGCAGAAGCACUGGAUAUUUCCAGGGAAACAUACUUUGCAAUUCUGAUGGACAGAGCCUGCAAUGGACCUGUCAUGGUUGGCAGUCCGCAGGGUGGUGUGGAUAUAGAAGAAGUUGCAGUAACUAACCCAGAACUUAUAUUUAAGGAGGAAAUAGAUAUUUUUGAAGGAAUAAAGGAUCGUCAGGCAUUGCAGAUGGCAAAAAAUUUGGGAUUCCAAGGACCUUUGCAGCAGCAGGCAGCAGAACAAAUUAAGAAGCUGUAUAACCUUUUCUUGAAAAUUGAUGCCACUCAGGUUGAAGUCAAUCCCUUUGGUGAAACUCCAGAAGGGCAAGUUGUUUGCUUCGAUGCCAAGAUAAACUUCGAUGACAACGCAGAAUUUAGGCAAAAAGAAAUAUUUGCCAUGGAUGACAAGUCUGAAAGUGAGCCCAUAGAGAAUGAAGCUGCCAAAUAUGACUUGAAAUAUAUAGGACUGGAUGGAAACAUUGCUUGCUUUGUCAAUGGAGCUGGACUUGCAAUGGCAACGUGUGAUAUAAUAUCCCUGAAUGGUGGAAAGCCAGCCAACUUCCUGGAUCUGGGUGGAGGUGUGAAAGAAGCACAAGUCUAUCAAGCAUUCAAGCUGCUGACUGCUGAUCCAAAGGUUGAAGCAAUCCUUGUGAACAUUUUUGGUGGGAUUGUGAACUGUGCCAUCAUAGCCAAUGGUAUCACCAAAGCCUGCCAAGAGCUGGAACUGAAGGUACCUCUGGUGGUCAGACUGGAAGGAACAAAUGUCCACGAAGCCCAGCGUAUUCUGAGUGAAAGUGGACUCCCCAUCACAUCUGCCAAUGACCUUGAGGAUGCAGCAAAGAAGGCAGUGGCAAGUGUGGCCAGAAAAUAGCACCUUGAAGAUUAUUCUCAUGGAAAGUACUUGUGUUUGACAAGGCAUCAUUCCUGCUGUUGUUGCAGAGGAUUAGUGGAAUGUCCUAAGCAGUUACCAGGCUCGGUGGACUUAACUGGAGAUACGUGGCCAACCCAGGCUAUAGGCCUGUGAGUUGGGUUUCAGAAAUUUUGAAGCUACAAUCUCCAAAAGUUUGUAUGUCUUUAUCUAAUUUUGGUGAUUUUGUUAGUCGCAUCUGUGAUAAGUAAUGCUUCACUCCCUAAAGCUCUUUUUUGUCUCUUCUAAAAUUGAUAAAGUCACGAGAAGACAGAAUAAUUCUGUCAACGGAAUUGUUCUUUAACCAAACACUUCUAGGUCACCUAUUUCACCAUAUUUUCAUUCAUGUUUUUAUAUUGUAAAGAGUCAGCAAACUAACAGUGGGUUUAUAUUUUUAUGGACUUUUGCAAUAAUGUAAAAAGCUGUGCUUACAAUGCUAUUUUUAUUCAAAUGAAUGAUGUUGAUUUUCUUUUCCUUUUUUUUUUUAAGUCACUGGUUUUGCCUUAAGAUGAUUCUCUUCUGUUGAUGCCAAUGGAUACCUCACAAUAGGAAAAGGGAUUGAGUAGUAGGGUAGUGAAAGGAGCUCCCACUCUUACCGUGCCUAUAACCACUGAAAUGUGAUUCAUUUCCUUUCUAGUUUUUUGGAAAUGCCCUGCUGUAUUUCCAGGUGUAGCAAUGCCAUACAGGGGGCUCCAGGAGGAUAUUUCUGCCACUAAGGAAAUGGCUGCUAACUUUUUAAAAUAACCUCUUUUAUGAGAAUGUCACUGCUGUGAGGUUUUAAAGCAAGGUGAGAAACUGAAGCAGUUUUCUCUCAGGAGCAUGGAGAAUUCUUCAUCUGAUUUAAC
This is a messenger RNA of Cinclus cinclus, 2180 nucleotides long. It is a transcript of the gene SUCLG2, whose product is annotated as succinate-CoA ligase GDP-forming subunit beta. Gene Ontology annotation, cellular component: succinate-CoA ligase complex; mitochondrion. Bases 1 to 1299 code for a protein of 432 amino acids. Gene Ontology annotation, biological process: tricarboxylic acid cycle; succinyl-CoA metabolic process. Lineage: Eukaryota; Metazoa; Chordata; Aves; Passeriformes; Cinclidae. Gene Ontology annotation, molecular function: succinate-CoA ligase (GDP-forming) activity; ATP binding. The transcript has 11 exons. The record is from RefSeq and is a predicted model, not a curated record.